Molecule: messenger RNA, 2181 nt
Organism: Malassezia japonica
Lineage: Eukaryota; Fungi; Basidiomycota; Malasseziomycetes; Malasseziales; Malasseziaceae
Exons: 2
Coding region: 1-2181 (726 amino acids)
Source: RefSeq, a predicted model, not a curated record
AUGGCGCCGGUCGGCUCGCCAGGCCUCGGCAAGGCGUCGCCAGGCAUGCAGGGCGAGAGCCCGCGCAUGCCCGAGGUGCUGCUCGUGUGCCUGAUGCACGACAGUGCGGCACUGCGCUCGCGCUGGAACGAGCUCGCAGAAGGCGCGCUGGGGCCGCUGUUUUGCGCGCUGUCGGCGCUCCAGCGCGAGUCGCGCCUGCUCGUCGGCGGCGUGCUGUACCGCUCCGAGCCGAGUGGCGACUUGGACGCGCUCUUGCGCCCGAGCGAGAGCAUGCAGCGCAUCCCCUUCCUGCCCGCGCCGCGAUUCUGCGCGCGCGUCGGCCAGGCCAUCCAGGACAGCUCCGCGCUGCAGCUCGUGCAGCUCGACGAGACAGGGGGGGGCGCGUGCCCGCUCGCCGACAGCCUCGCGGCGUCGCUCGAGAUGCUCGACGCGCGCGACUCGCCGCAGCACAUAGCGCCGUUUGCGCGCGCAGCGCUGCGCGCCAACUUUUCGCCGGUGCUCGCAAAGCACUUCGUGCACGUCGUCGCGCUCGAUACAGCGAACGAUACGCUGCCGAUGCGCCUCGCGCCACUGCAGCCGGUGCUCAAUACGAAUGCGGCGUACGAUGCGCUGGACGCCCAGGCGCUCGUCGCGCGCCUCAACGAGCGCCCAGAGACCAUUGCGACGGUGCUCAGCGCCAAGGGCGGCAGCCACCGCGCGCGCGCGUCGCUCGCACGCGCCGCGCACGACCUGCUCUGCACGCGGCCCGCGGCGGACAAUGUGAGCGCCAAGGAGCUGUUUGGCACGCAGUGGAAAAUGCCCGAGCACCUCGACAUCCUCGUGAGCGGCGCAGAAGUCGCGCGCGAGCUCCGCAAGCACGCGCGUGCGCCGAGCGAGGCGCCGCGCACGAAGCGCACGCGCUCGACCGACUCGCCGAUGAACGCCGCGGCCCUUGCGCCGUCCACCAAGAUCGACCAGGCGGCGCUCUCCAAGGUGCUCUUGCUGCAGCAGCAGCAGUCGACCAUGCUCAAGAACCUCGGCCAGAUCGCCGCAGCACAGGGCGGGGGCGCAGGGGCCGGCACGCACCUCCAGGGGCAGAUGCUCGAGCAGAUCCGCCAGCAGCUCCUCUCGCAGCAAGAGGCGAUCAAGACGCAGGCCGAGCAGCUGCGCCUCGGCAAGCAGUCCAACUUUAACCUCAUCCUCCAGGCGCUGAUCAAUAUAGACAAGGAGGCUCGCGAGGCGGGCAUCCAGCUCGGCGGGCCGAGCAGCAUGCUCGGCCAGGCCAAGGCGCCGGCGCAGCCGGCCCCGGCUCCGGCGCAGCCCGAGAACAAGACGCGUUCCUUCUGGCAAGGCAUCGUCAAGUGGGGCCCCGCAGGCCAGGGCGACGAAAACAUGUUUACGCUCGUCGUCGCCUCGACGGUGCACUUUGAUGCACAGCAGCAGGCGCUCGCCCUCCCGUGGCCGAACCUGCUGUCGGUCAGCGCGUUUGUGCCGGCCGCGCCAAGCGAGCUGCAGAAGCUCAUUGCCUCGCGCCGCGUGCCGUGCGUCCUAAUGACGCUGCGCGCCUUUCCACCAAACAUGGCGGUGCGCGGCUCGGAAAACAACGAGCGCAACUACCGCACGCUCGCGGCGAUGCUCCUACAAAACCAACGUGCGGCCUAUAUUGCCCACGGCGCGCCGCAGUGCGGCCUGCUCCUCGCGGCGGUCAGCCGCCGGUCGGGGGGGCCGCCGCAGCUCCUUGCGCUCGUAUUCCAGAGUGCGGUGCCUUUUGCGCAGCUCGCCGCACAGACCAGCGCAGCGUCGGCGGCGAAUACACGGGGGAUGAUUGCGAUGCCGCAGGCACCGGCGACGCCGCUGCCGACCGCGCCUUUUCCCCAAAACGACGGCAUGGCAAGCAUGCCUACGCCUACGCCUGCACCGCCCGCCACACCGUCCGUGUUUCCGAUGUUGCAGACGAUGCCGUUCGCCCAGCCGGCGCUGAAUCCGACAGAUUCCCUGACGCAGCUCUUGGGCCAGACACCGGCACCGGUGCAGCAGCCCAAUGCGGACUUGCAGACCGUCCUUCUGCAGCAGCUCCUGGGGCAGCAGCAGCAGCAGCAGCAGCAGCAACAACAACAACAGCAGCCCCGCGCGCCCGAGCCCCAGACGGCCUUUGCGCUGACCCCCGAGCAGCUCCGUGCGCUCGGCCUGAAUAGCCUGUAA